Molecule: messenger RNA, 3647 nt
Organism: Moneuplotes crassus
Lineage: Eukaryota; Ciliophora; Spirotrichea; Euplotida; Euplotidae
Source: the annotation of a GenBank genome assembly
AAAAUGGACAACGAUUCCCCUUACGAAUUUGACUUUGAUGAGGAUGUGGAGCAGGUGGAUAAGAAGGAGAAUGGUGAUUUUGAGAAGGAGGAGAGAAUGAAGGUGAAAUUAGGGUCGAAGGAGGGAGAGAAGGAUAGAGAAGAGAUGGAUAGUAUGAAGCAGUUGAGUGGAGUGAAGUCUAAGGAAUUGAAAGAAAAGGACAGAAGUAGCGAAAAAUAAUAGUAUAACAGAAAAACCAGCUGCGGACAUGAAAAGCCAGAAGAGUCAGAAGAGCCACAAAAGUGAGGGUAAGAAGGAAGAUAAAUCACUUUCUUCGAUAGAAGAUUCCAAAGCUCAGACAAUUAACAAAAAAGAUAAUUUAAAACUACCUCCUCAAGGGUCCACCUCAAAACCGAAAAGAACUAAGUCACCGUUAUUAGUUAAUAAAUCAAAAUCUGCUUAUCCGUCUCUGCUUGGAGGCAAGCACCAGGCUCGUUUUGACAAAGGUGAGCAAGGCAAAGAUGGCCAAACUGACUUAAAGACAGGAAAAUUCUUCAAAAAUCGCAAGCUUUCUCAUUCAAAAAGAAGAUCAGGAGAGAAAGAGACUUUAUAUGAAGAAUCAAUGAAACUAAAAAUUCUCAACAAUACCAUUAAAGAAGAAAACUUGAAGUAUAAGACUCAGAUGCAAAUUCUAGAGAAUGAGCUCGAGAAGCGCGACCAGCUGAUGGAAGACGUCAUUCUCUCCCUAAAUAAAAACCUUAAAUGUAGUGAAUGAGUCUCAAAAGACCCAGCUUCCCCAGUGGACAACAAUAAAUUAAUGGCUAUCCUAAAAUCUUCUCUUACAAAUACCUUGAAGAAGCAGGUGAAAGAUCUUCGUCAAGAACUUUCAGAGCUAAAUAAGGAGAAAAAGGAGAAAAAGUACACUAAAAUAAAUGAAGUCACUACCGAGCUAGAAGUCAUGCAGGAGGAAUGAACUCGACUGAGAGGACUCCUUGAGGAAAGCCUCAAGGCUAAGCCUCAACCUCCAGACGAGAAUAUUGACCACCUUCAAGAGCAGCUCGAUGAAAAAGAUGCUUUGAUAAAGCAAAUGGAGAGCGACAAUGUCGCUCUCGCUCAAGCUUUACAGAGCAAGGAUGAUCUGGCUGAGAAGGCGAAGAAUAAUCAUUCUGACCUGAAAGAGAAAUAUGAUAAGCAGAAGAAGCUGUUAGCAGCUCAGAAGAAGACUAAGAAGAAGUGUAGAGAAUAUCAGAAAGAAAUACUUAAGCUUAAGAAAGAAGCUAAGGAAGAGAAAAGUAAACAUCAGAAAUAUAAAGAAGAGGUUAAUAAGAAGAUGAAGGAUAAAGACUCUGAGAUUCAUAGUCUGAAGCAACAGCUCAGUUAUCAUAAGAAUAAACCUGCCCAGAAUGUCCCGAGUAAGGAUCUCCAAGCUGUUAUGAUGGCUUCAAAGAAAAAGAGUGUAUCUCCAUCCAGGAACACACCUUCUCCAAAGCCAGUGGUUGAGGAGAAUAAGAAGAUUGAAAAGCCUCCAAGUGAGAUAGACGAAAGCAUUGGAAAAGUAUCUAGCAAGAAAUCAGAAAAGAAUAUUGAGGAGGAAGAUGAUGAUUAUUCAGCUCCAAAUUCUAAUCCUAAUAUAAGAGCUGAGAAUAAUCUUGGAACUCCUGUUUCCUCUGCUGCCUCUCUUAAAUCUGAGCAACAACCAAAAGAUUCAAAAAAGGAAGAUUUCUCAGAAGUAGAAUCUCUAAAGGAAGAUUCUCCAAAAAGAGAGUCUCCAAAGAUCAGAUCUGGGGAGAAAAAGUCUUCAAAAGGAGAGCCUCGAAAAGCUAGUGCUUCAAAACAGAAAAAGAAAGAUGAAGAAGAAAAGUCUUCGAGCCCGAGUAAGGCUAAAAAGGAGAAGAGGAAGCCUAUCUCUGAGCUAUCUGAUGCUCUCGCUCAGUUGAGGUGCAAGUUGAAUGAAUAUGGGAUAGGAAUCCCUGAACUUAUUGAUACUAUAAUAUUCACAAAUAAUGCAAAGGAAGUCUCUAUUAGUUGUGAGACAUUGGCCAAGAGACUUCAAAGCUUCAUGGCUUACUCGGCUCCACAGGAAAUUGACCAGCUGUGAGUUGAGAUCUGUGAUGGAGAGAAUAAAACUUCAAGGGAUUUGUUAACUAAGAGUAUCACAAGAGAUCUGAGAUUCAAAUAAAUUUGACCAAAAUACAAACACUCAGCUAAAGAUUAUUGAGUUAAUUGAGAACUAUAGAGAAACCUUUGAUGCUGCUAUAGAAUUUGAGGAAGACCAUGAGGGAUGCUUUACUAUUUCAGGACUGAAAGAAGCCCUGACUACUGUAGACCUUCUCUUAUCAGAGCAGCAGUAUGAUUUUCUUAUCUGGCUACUCUACCAAGAGACAAAGGAUGUCCGGAAGCUGAAGAACAUUAAGCUUGUUCAUGAAGAAGUUGCUAAAAAUGUGUCGUUAAGUUCAAUCAAGGAAGAGAAAUCAUCAAAAGAUGGCGUGAGCCAUGAUAAUUCUCCUGUAAAACACCAUGCUGUUGAAGAAAGAUUCUCACCAAAGGAAGAUUCCCACAGUGUCUCUGAUGUCGAUGGCAAAGAAGAUGAUGAUGGUGAUGAUGAAUACAGCGGCUUCGAAGAUCCUAAAGACCAAGAAAGCGACAGAAAACCUAAAAAGAGUACGGCUUCAAAGGAAGUCAAGAAAAAUCAUGAAAAGGAAGAGGAGAACCAAAAUUUAGAUUUUUCUGAUGAUGAGCCAGAAAUAAAAUUCCAAAAGAAAAACAGUGAAAGUUCAGUUAAAUUUAAUGAGACUGAUGACCAGAUUGAUGAACUUAAUAAUUUGGAUAAGGAAUCAGAAUACAAAUAUGAAGAGCCGGAGAAAAGUCUUGACUCAAAACUAUCAGAUAAGGGGAAUAUGGAAGAUAUCAUCAAUAUAGCCGAGGAAGCAUAUGCUAAAAUUGCACAAGGGAUGCUUCUGAGAAACGAGAAUGUGUCCACCCUUUUCAAAGGGAAUAUUAAAGCAACCCGUUUUGGAGAUGAAGAAAUUGAGUAUAUUGCUUAUGAAGAUUUUGAAAAUACUAUCAAGAAUAGUAAUGUUGCUGAGCUGAGCUCUGAUGAACUGAAUGCCGCCUUGAGGAUAACCAAGAAGGAUGGCUUGGAUAAUAAAAUAAAAGCAUCUGACCUCAAAGAUAUCCUAUCUAAUUUUGGGGUAAAUGAAUUCGAUAGGAAUGGAGUUUCCAAUACGAUAGAGGAUGAUAUGAACACUGAAACAGAAGAUCCAAGAAAGAAGAAAAAGAGGCAACUUGAUUUUGAAAAAUUAUCAAAAGAAUCUCUCAAAAUCCUUGCAAUAUUCACUGAUUAUCUGUUGGACACUGAUACUUCAGUCUAUGAGUUCUUUGAUGGCUCAAUCUAUGACCAAAUUGUGCGGACAAAGAACAAACAAAACACAGUUGAAAUAAUAUCUUCGGAGAAUUUCUUUACUCAAAUGAAAGUCAAUGAACAGUUGAUGGAUCUCCUGAGAGCGAAUGAGGUUAGCGAAUUCUUACAAGACGAAACAUGUAUUAAGAAUAUCUCAGAGUUCCUCUGACUUGACCACAACUACACCAAUCUAUUGAUGAUCAAGAAGGUGAUUAAGGCUUUGGAAGAACUUAGUCAUAAUUAAGGGUUACUAAAAUAUUUUUCUUAA